Cryptococcus wingfieldii CBS 7118 is the source of this 2469-nucleotide messenger RNA. RefSeq lists its product as hypothetical. Gene Ontology annotation, biological process: positive regulation of transcription by RNA polymerase II. The coding region runs from base 1 to 2469 and encodes 822 amino acids. The transcript has 3 exons. Lineage: Eukaryota; Fungi; Basidiomycota; Tremellomycetes; Tremellales; Cryptococcaceae. Gene Ontology annotation, cellular component: nucleus. The record is from RefSeq and is a predicted model, not a curated record.
AUGACCUACCCAACUCUCCCCCGCUCAGAGUCCGCCUCUUCCGCCGACCCAGAACCCAGAACCCCGGAGCUCACAUCCCACGCCCCGCCCCCCGCGGCCGGUGGCAACGACACCAAAGACCCCGAACUGCGUUGCAAGUGGGCAGACUGCUCCCACGAAGCCGAGUCGCCAGAUCUCCUGUACGACCAUCUCUGCAACCAGCAUGUCGGCAGGAAGAGCACCAAUAAUCUGUGCUUGACUUGUGGCUGGGCGGGUUGCGGCGUCAAGUGUGUUAAGCGUGACCACAUUACAAGUCACUUGCGAGUGCAUACACCACUCAAGCCGCAUCCAUGUGCGGUCUGUGGCAAGACGUUCAAGCGGCCGCAAGACUUGAAAAAGCACGAACGUAUCCAUACCACCGAGCACCACCAACUCCACAAGCUCUCCAAGGCGCCGACGACGACAGACCCCGCCUUCAACUCGCGCCUCUCCCUGUCUUCCACCACUAGACCCGACCGUCCCCGCUCCCCGCUGUCCCACUCGCUCUCCCCAAAGAGCAGCUCCUCGUCCCACAGCAUGCACUCGUCCUCCCCCUUUGAACACCUGCUCGCCCCGCAAUUCCCGCACGACAAGUCGGUGUCGCCCACUCCUAGCGCUUUGGCUUUAUUGCACAAGAAGCAGCAUGAGGAGCUUGCGGCGUAUCAGCAAAAGGAAAUGUUGGUGCUCCAGCAGCUGGCUUUCAAUCAGCGACAAAGUCAGACGUAUGCCGCGCAGCUGGCGGCGGAACAGUUUGGAGGGACCAAGGGGGUCAAGAGGGGGCAGGAGGACGGGCUGGAGGGACUGCUUGCGGAUAUGAAGAAGAGAAAGGUCGAACCGGUUUACAACCAGGAUAUGAUCCAGCGUCUCAACGCCCUCGUACCUCCUUCUAUGCCGAGUAAUUUCCCGGCCAUGCCCAACAUGGGCUACAACCAAUUCAACAACAACAGCUUCAACCAAUUCGGCUCUUACCCCUCUCUACCCGCUCUCAACAACAACAUGUAUUCCAACAUGACCCCCCAGCCGACAUACAACCUCCCUCCUUUCCCCGUUCCCCAGAUCAAAACAGAAGCCGACCUGGCCAUGUUUAACGAAUUCAUGAUCUCUCUGGGCCGAGACACCUCUACCUCGAACAAUGCGCAGACUCAGCCGAUGGCGCCCUCUGGUUCUGGCAGCGGUACGUCUUCGGGCUCCGACUCGCGCACACCGGGCUUUGCUGGAAGCAGUUCUGGCUCACCUCUCUCGGACCAAGGUGGGGUUGAAGAUUUGUUCAACCCUGAAGAACUCGCCUCCCUCGGCCUGGCUGGUAUGCCCGGUAUCCCCAUGGGUUCUUCGCACAAUUCACCUACCGAUGUUCAUGGGCUGUCUCAAAGUCCGUCUGACAGAGAGUCCCCUGCGAACGUCUCGUUUGGCGGGCUCUAUCCCAGCUUGGAUACUGUCAGGGGCAGGACGCAUUCCGCGCCGGACGUGUCGAUCGACCAUACCAGGCGGCCUAUCGCCAACCUGCCCCGAAACUCUGUCGCUGGUACUGGCCAAGGUACUGGCCAACAACAAAAGCCAUACAUGUCCAACAUUUACAACGCAUACUCUCAGAACCAAGAGUACAUCAACUUCAACGACAUGUCUCUUCCCCACCCCCAGUCCCAUGGGAACCAGCCGGCAGGCCACGAUUACGCCUCUUUCGACUCACUCGCGCGCUCCAAGAAUGCUUUCCCCACUGCUACCCUCGCCCCCAAGGACUUUUAUAAAAAGACCUACAUGCACGUCGAGCCGCUCGGUACCGCAGUCUCUCACAGAGCCCGGGAGAGCGCCGAGAGGACGGAUAUGGGUGACGAAGACGAAGACGAAGGGGAUGACGCAGUGUACCCUGACAUUGAUGAAGAAGGCAGCGAUACGCCCAAGAUCCCCGUUCGCGCAUUCAUCAUCCCCUCUUCCACCUCCCCCACCAUCUCCGAGGCAGACCUCAAACUGCCCGCCAUCUCGCCCUCCCACGUCGAACCGGGCCAAGACCUCCCGCCUCUCGAGUCCAUCUCGCACUACCGCCAGCAUGGCAGCGUUUCCUCUGCUUCGUCUGGGACUGCUUCCGAAUUGGGCACGCCGAGGGGCCAGAGCCCGAGAAAGGAAGUACCGACAAAGAGGCAUACGGAGGAUGAGAUUGUGCGCGGGGUGAAGCGGUUAGAGCUUGGGCCGGAUGCGCCUGCCGAAUCGUCUUCGAGCGAGUCUACCCCUGCACCGGUUUCGUCGAGAUCGACUGUAUCGCCCCCGCCGGCUGGUUUGACAGUGUCGGAUCAGCAAGAGUUGAGGAGGAAGCAUGCGGAUUUGAUCAAGAGCUGGUUGGUGGCGGUUAACAUGGAGUGGCGGAGGAAGCAGAUGGAGGCGGAGUUUGAGGAGAGGAGGAGUACGAUUUUGGGGAGUGUGGAGGAGAAUGCUCGGGAGGAGGUCGUUGCUGCCUAA